Molecule: messenger RNA, 1249 nt
Organism: Venturia canescens
Lineage: Eukaryota; Metazoa; Arthropoda; Insecta; Hymenoptera; Ichneumonidae
Product: rac GTPase-activating protein 1-like
Exons: 4
Coding region: 102-734 (210 amino acids)
Biological process (GO): mitotic spindle midzone assembly; mitotic cytokinesis; Rho protein signal transduction
Cellular component (GO): nucleus; spindle midzone; centralspindlin complex
Molecular function (GO): GTPase activator activity
Source: RefSeq, a predicted model, not a curated record
UUCUUUUCCUUAAGGGAACGAUUGGCGAUUUUGUGCCACCGUAUCCACCACUGAUACCAUCACUGGUAGUCGCAUGCAUUCAAUUGAUCGAGUCACGCGGCAUGGACGACCCAACUUUGUACAUAAGACAAAGUAAUACGAGGCUGGUCGAGAUCGUGGUGAAUGGGUACCUCAAAACCAAAAAAGUGCCCUCGAACAUGCACAAGCUCAACGACAACACGAUUGCCUCGAUUCUCAUGAAAUUUUUCUCAUCCCUGAGCGAGCCACUCAUCAAUGGCACGUACAUGAAUAAUUUCGUCGCUGCACUUGAGAUUCGUGAGAGAACAGGUAGAGACACAGCACUUCACAAAGCGCUGUCGAGUCUGCCGCAGCCCAAUGCUGAGACUCUCGUUUAUCUUCUUAGGCAUUUGAAAAAAAUCGUUAAAAAUUCGGAGAACAGAGCUAAAGAUUUGGCCAAUGCGUUUGGACCUGUGUUGGUCGGUUGGGUGCACACUACGGAAGAAUUUACUCCGCAAGCGAUGUCCAGGCAGGCAAGCUAUAAGUCCUUGAUUAUCGAAAGCCUGUUGCAAAUUAACUUGAAACCGUGGCUGCGUUUCGUAGAUGUCGAGCAGCGUGCUUCGAGUUCGAUGCGCCGAUCCAAGCCAUUUUUGCGUACCUUGGCCGAUUUAUUGAAAUCUCGUCGGUCAAAAACCCCAUCACCCCGGAACCAAGCCACCUUCAUGCAGUCGCUGUGAAAGUCCAAUUUGGAGAAAUUAAACUCGGCUAAUAUCGAAUUUUUUAUGAAAUUCCGAUUAUAAUACAAUUUUAUGGCGAAUUUAUGGGAAAUAAGGGAAAUAAGGGUUCGAUCAAUCAUUUUUUCAUGGCGCCAGAGGAAGCUGGCUCGUCAGUCUGUAGUUUCAAUUUACUUUUUUGGGGAUCAAAAUAAUAUUACAAUGAGUUUGGGACGUGUUUAUCGUAUAAGAAUUUAAAUGUUGGUAAGGAAACUCCUUCGACGUGCAGUAAAAUGGUGGAGGAUUUGAAAAAAAAAAAAAAAAAAAAAAAAAAAUAGUUUUUUUAAGAAUUGAAUCCUCGGCAAAAAACUUUUUGGCUCACUUUUAGAGCUGUUUUUUUUUUUUUUUUUUUGGUAUUUGGGUAAAAAUAGGUGCACCAGCAAAUUUGGAGCCACAGAAUCACGACAUUAUCGGCAAUAAGAAUUUUGUUGUGUAUUUUGUUCUGAAAAGUCCUUGAAUAAACUUUAACUUACUGUUUA